GCUGAGGCAGAGGCAGGAAAGGAACCAUGUUCCCAGCUUGCCCUUGCCUCUGGGUCCUCGUGGUCCUGGGCUCCAGCUGGGCAGGCUGGGGGAGCCUAGGGGCUGAAGCAGCGCGGCUAAGGCAGUUCUACGUGGCUGCUCAGAGCAUCAGCUGGAACUAUCUCCCCGAGUCCACAAACCUUAGUUCGAAUACUUUUGCAACCUCCUUUAAGAAAAUUGUCUACAGAGAGUAUGAAGCAUAUUUUCAGAAAGAAAAACCACGAUCCAGAACUUCAGGACUUCUUGGGCCUACUUUAUAUGCUGAAGUUGGAGACAUCAUGAAAGUUCACUUUAAGAAUAAGGCAGACAAACCCUUAAGCAUCCAUCCUCAAGGAAUUAAGUACAGUAAAUUCUCAGAAGGUGCUUCUUACCCUGACCACACAUUCCCUGUGGAGAGGAUGGAUGAUUCUGUAGCUCCGGGCCAAGAAUAUACCUAUGAGUGGAAUAUCAGUGAGGACAGUGGGCCCACCCACGAUGACCCUCCAUGCCUCACAUAUAUCUAUUACUCCUAUGAAAAUCUGGUACACGACUUCAACUCUGGACUGAUUGGACCUCUGCUUAUUUGUAAGAAAGGCACCCUAACUGAGGAUGGGAUACAGAAGAUGUUUGACAAGCAACAUGUACUGAUGUUUGCUGUGUUUGAUGAAAGUAAAAGCUGGAACCAGACAUCAUCCCUAAUGUACACAGUCAAUGGCUAUGUGAAUGGGACAAUGCCAGAUAUAACAGUUUGUGUCCAUGACCACAUCAGUUGGCAUCUGAUUGGAAUGAGCUCUGGGCCAGAACUGUUCUCCAUUCAUUUCAAUGGCCAGGUCCUGGAAGAGAACCAUCAUAAGAUGUCAGCCAUCACUCUCGUCAGUGCUACGUCCACAACUGCAAACAUGACUGUGAGCCUAGAGGGAAAGUGGAUCAUAUCUUCGCUCAUCCCAAAACAUUUUCAAGCUGGGAUGCAGGCUUACAUAGACAUUAAAAACUGUGCAAAGAAAACCAGGAAUCCUAAGAAACUAACUCGAGACCAGAGGCGGCACAUUAAGAGAUGGGAAUACUUCAUUGCUGCAGAGGAAGUCAUUUGGGACUAUGCACCUAUAAUACCAGCAAACAUGGACAAAAAGUACAGAUCUCUGCAUUUGGAUAAUUUCUCAAACCAAAUUGGAAAACAUUAUAAGAAGGUUGUCUACAAACAGUACCAAGAUGCAUCCUUCACCAAACGCCUGGAGAAUCCCAAUGUCAAAGAAGAUGGGAUCUUGGGCCCUAUUAUCAGAGCCCAGGUCAGAGACACACUUAAAAUCAUGUUCAAAAAUAUGGCCAGCCGCAGCUACAGCAUUUACCCUCAUGGUGUGACCUUCUCUCCUUAUGAAGAUGAAGUCAACUCUUCCUUCGCCUCAGGCAGUAACACCAUGAUCAAAGCAGUUCAACCAGGGGAAACCUAUACUUAUAAGUGGAACAUCCUAGAGUCUGAUGAACCCAUGGAAAAUGAUGCUCAAUGCUUAACAAGACCAUACUACAGUAAUGUGGACAUCACAAGGGACAUUGCCUCUGGGCUGAUAGGGCUAGUUCUAAUUUGUAAGAGCAGAUCCUUGGAUAAGCGAGGCAUACAGAGGACAGCAGACAUCGAGCAACAGGCUGUGUUUGCUGUGUUUGAUGAGAACAAGAGCUGGUACAUUGAGGACAACAUCUACAAGUUUUGUGAAAAUCCUGAGAAGGUGAAACGUGAUGACCCCAAGUUUUAUGAGUCAAACAUCAUGAGCACUAUCAAUGGCUAUGUGCCUGAGAGCAUACCCACACUAGGAUUCUGCUUUGAUGACACCGUCCAGUGGCACUUCUGCAGUAUGGGAACCCAGAAUGACAUUUUGACCAUUCACUUCACUGGGCACUCAUUCAUCUAUGGAAAGAAACAUGAGGACACCUUGACCCUCUUCCCCAUGCGUGGGGAAUCUGUGACCGUCACAAUGGAUAACGUUGGAACUUGGAUGUUAACUACCAUGAAUUCCAAUCCAAGAAGCAAAAAACUGUGGCUGAGAUUCAGGGAUGUUAAGUGUAUCCGGGAGUAUGAUGAUGACUCAUAUGAGAUUAUAUACGAACCUUCAGGAUCUACAUCCAAAACUACAAGGAAAAUGCGUGAUUCUUCAGAAAUCAAAGAUAAAACUAAUGAUGCUGACUAUGAUUACCAGAACACACUGGCUUUAUUAUUAGGAAUCAGGUCAUUCAGAAAUUCAUCAUCAAAUCAGGAGGAAGAUGAGUUCAAUCUUACUGCCCUGGCUCUGGGGAACAACUCUGAAUUCAUUCCUCCAAGUACCAACACAACUGUUGGUUCAAAUUCUUCUUCCCCAGGUAACAUUAGCAGGCUUAUUGCCAAUAACUUUGCACAACUUUUGAAAAUUCUUCCUCACUCAGAAGCCACCACAGCUGGUCCCCCACUGGGACACACCAGCUUAGAUAAGAACUCAGUUCUCAACCCUCCCACAGCAGAGCAUUCCAGCCCUUAUUCUGAAGAUCCUCUAUACUCAGAUGUCACAGGGAUAAGCCUGCUUCCAUUUGCUACAGAAGAAUUCAGAAAUCAAGAACAUGCUAAACGUAAAAGAUUCAAGGCAGGAAGAGGCCGAGCAGCAAAGCAAAGGUUCUCCCAGAUGGAAUUCCUAGCACGUAAAACUGGUAGACAUUUAAGCAAAGGCAACUCUUCUUCUUCCAGAAUAGGGCCCUGGGAGAACCUUCCCAGUGAUCUGUUACUCUUGCAACAAAAGGAUCCAUCUAAGAUUCUGAAUGGGGAAUGGCAUUUGGUUUCUGAGAAAGGCAGUUAUGAAAUAAUCCAAGAUGCUGAUGAAGACAAGGCUGUUAAUAAGCUGCCAAACAGCCCCCAGAAUGACUCAAGGACUUGGGGAGAAAACAUCCCUUUUAAAAACAAGCAUGGAAAGCAGAGUGGCCACCCAACGUUUUUUGUAAUUAGACAUAAACCUCUACAAGGAAGACAAGAUGGAGGAAAUAGUAGAUUGAAGAAAGGCCUUUUUUUAAUUAGGACACGAAGAAAGAAAAAGGAAGAGAAGCCUGCACACCAUGUUCCUCUAUCUCCAAGGAGUUUUUACCCUCUAAGAGUAGAGGCCAACACCCCAUCUUCAGAUGGGAGACAUAAUCAUUCAUUGUUACUCCAUACAUCCAAUGAAACAUCUCUUCCCACAGACCUCAAUCAGACAUUCCCCUCUAUGAACCUUAGCCUCAUAGCCUCACUUCCUGAUGGUGAUCAAAACCCCCCAAAUGACACCAUUCAGACAAGCUCCCCUCCAGAUCUUUAUCAGACAGUGAGCCCAGAGGAACACUAUCAAACAUUCCCUAUUCAAGACUCUGAUCCAACGCACUCCACUACAGUCCCCAGUCACAGAUAUCCUCCUCCAGAGCCCAGCCAGAUACCCGACUAUGACCUAAGAAACAAGGCCUUUCCUACUGAUGUUAGUCAAACGUUCCCUUCCUUGGAACUUGAAGUCUGGCAGACAACCACCUCUCUAGACCUCAGUCAGCCAUCCCUCUAUCCAGAUCUCAGCCAGACCACCCUUUCUCCAGACCCUGGCCAGGAGACUCUCUCUCCAGACCUCAGCCAGACAACACUUUCCCCAGACCUUGGCCAGGAGACUCUCUCUCCAGACCUCAGCCAGACAACACUUUCCCCAGACCUUGGCCAGGAGACUCUCUCUCCAGACCUCAGCCAGACAACACUUUCCCCAGUUCUUAGCCAGGAGACUCUCUCUCCAGACCUCAGCCAGAUGGCCCUUUCCCCACACCCUGGCCAGGAGACGCUUUCUCCAGACUUCAGCCAGACAACACUUUCCCCAGACCUUAGUCAGGAGACUCUCUCUCCAGACCUCGGACAGAUAGCCCUUUCCCCAGACCUUGGCCAGGAGACUCUCUCUCCAGACCUCAGCCAGACAACAUUUUCCCCAGACUUCAGCCAGACUAUCUCUCCAGACCUCAGACAGGAGACUCUCUCUCCAGGCCUCAACCAGACAGCCCUUUCCCCAGACCUUAGCCAGGAGACUCUCUCUCCAGACCUCAGCCAGACAACAUUUUCCCCAGACCUUAGCCAGGAGACUCUCUCUCCAGACCUCAGCCCGAUGGCCCUUUCGCCAGACCUUGGCCAGGAGACUCUCUCUCCAGACCUCAGCCAGACAACGCUUUCCCCAGACCUCAGCCAGGCUCUCUCUCCAGACAUCAGACAGAUGGUCCUUUCCCCAGACCUCAGCCAGGAGAUUCUCUCUCCAGACCUCAGCCAGACAACACCUUCCCCAGACCUUGGCCAGGAGACUCUCUCUGCAGACCUCAGCCAGACAACACUUUCCCCAGACCUUGGCCAGGAGACUCUCUCUGCAGACCUCAGCCAGACAACACUUUCCCCAGACCUCGGCCAGGAGACUCUCUCUCCAGACCUCAGCCAGACAACACUUUCCCCAGACCUUGGCCAGGAGACUCUCUCUCCAGACCUCAGCCAGACAACACUUUCCCCAGACCUCAGCCAGGCUCUCUCUCCAGACAUCAGCCAGAUGGUCCUUUCCCCAGACCUCAGUCAGAUGCCACUUUCCCCAGACCUCAACCAGGCAACUCUCUCUCCAGACAUCAGUCAGACAUCCCUUCCUCUUGAUCUCAGGCAGACAUCACCUCCUCUAGAUCUCCAUCAGACAUCCCACACUUCUGAAUUUAGUCAGUCAUUGCCUCUCCCAGAAUUUGGUCAGACUUUCCCUUAUGCAGAUCUUGGUCAGAUGCCAUCUCCUCCACCACACUCUCCACUAAAUAACACUUUUAUACCAAGAGAAUUUAAUCCACUGGUCAUAGUAGGCCUCAGUAGAGAUGAUGGAGAUUACAUUGAAAUUAUUCCAAGGCAGAAGGAAGAGAGCAGUGAAGAAGACUAUAGUGAAUUUGAUUUUGUGGCUUAUGAUGACCCUUACCAAACUGAUCUUAGGACAGACAUCAACUCCUCCAGAAAUCCUGACAACAUUGCAGCAUGGUACCUUCGCAGCAACAAUGGAAACAGAAAAAAUUAUUACAUUGCUGCUGAAGAACUAUCCUGGGAUUAUUCAAAAUUUGCACAAAGUGAAGACACUGAUGAUGUUUCAAAGGACACCAUAUACAAGAAAGUAGUUUUUCGAAAGUACCUUGAUAGCACUUUUAAAAAGCUUGAUCCUCGGGGAGAGUAUGAAGAGCAUCUUGGCAUACUUGGUCCUAUCAUUAGAGCUGAAGUGGAUGAUGUUAUCCAAGUUCGUUUUAAAAACUUAGCAUCCAGACCAUAUUCUCUUCAUGCCCAUGGGCUUUCCUAUGAAAAAUCAUCAGAGGGAAAGACUUAUGAAGAUGACUCUCCUGAAUGGUUUAAGGAAGACAAUGCUGUUCAGCCCAACAGCACUUAUACAUAUGUAUGGCACGCCACUGAGCGAUCAGGGCCAGAAAAUCCUGGCUCUGCCUGUCGGGCUUGGGCCUACUACUCAGCAGUGAACCCGGAAAAAGACAUCCACUCAGGCUUGAUAGGACCCCUUCUGAUCUGCCGAAAAGGAACACUUCAUAAGGAGACCAACAUGCCUGUGGACAUGAGAGAAUUUGUCCUACUUUUUAUGGUCUUUGAUGAAAAGAAGAGCUGGUACUAUGAAAAGAAGCCCAUGAGGUCUUGGAGACGCACAUCCUCAGAAGUAAAAAACUCCCAUGAGUUUCAUGCCAUUAAUGGGAUGAUCUACAACUUGCCUGGCCUGAGAAUGUACGAGCAAGAGUGGGUGAGGUUGCACCUGCUGAAUGUAGGCGGCUCCCAGGACAUUCAUGUGGUUCACUUUCAUGGCCAGACCUUGCUGGAAAAUGGCACUCAACAGUACCAGUUAGGGGUCUGGCCUCUUCUGCCUGGUUCAUUUAAAACUCUUGAAAUGAAGGCUUCAAAACCUGGCUGGUGGCUCCUAGACACAGAAGUUGGAGAAAACCAGAGAGCAGGGAUGCAAACGCUAUUUCUCAUCACAGACAGAGACUGUAAAAUGCCAAUGGGACUAAGCACUGGUCUCAUAGCUGAUUCACAGAUCAAGGCUUCUGAGUUUUGGGGUUAUUGGGAACCCAAAUUAGCAAGACUAAACAAUGGUGGAUCAUAUAAUGCUUGGAUUGCAGAAAAACUUUCAGUAGAAUUUAACCCUAAACCUUGGAUCCAGGUAGACAUGCAAAGGGAAGUCCUGUUCACGGGGAUCCAGACCCAAGGUGCCAAACACUACCUGAAGUCUUACUACACCACCGAGUUCUUUGUGGCUUACAGCUCUGACCAGACAAACUGGCGGAUCUUCAAAGGGAACAGCACUAGGAACGUGAUGUAUUUUAAUGGCAAUUCAGAUGCCUCUACAAUAAAAGAGAAUCAGUUUGACCCACCUGUUGUGGCUAGAUAUAUUAGAAUCUCUCCAACUAAAUCCUAUAACAAACCUGCCCUUCGAUUGGAACUGCAAGGUUGCGAGGUUAACGGAUGCUCCACACCUCUGGGUAUGGAAAGUGGAAAGAUAGAAGACAAGCAAAUCACAGCUUCCUCAUUUAAAAAAUCUUGGUGGGGAGAUUACUGGGAACCCUUCUGUGCCCGUCUUAAUGCCCAGGGCCGUGUGAAUGCCUGGCAAGCCAAGGCAAACAACAACAAUCAGUGGUUACAAAUUGAUCUGCUCAAAAUCAAGAAGAUAACAGCAAUUAUAACACAGGGUUGCAAGUCUCUGUCCUCUGAAAUGUAUGUGAAGAGCUACACCAUCCAGUACAGUGACCAGGGAGUUGAAUGGAAACCUUACAGAGAGAAAUCCUCGUUGGUGGACAAGAUUUUCGAAGGAAAUAAUAAUAUCAAAGGACAUGCAAAGAACUUUUUCAACCCACCAAUCAUUUCCAGGUUUAUACGCAUCAUUCCUAAAACAUGGAAUCAAAGCAUUGCACUUCGCCUGGAACUCUUUGGCUGUGAUAUUUAAUAGAAUUGAUUAUUCUAAAAGAUAGGAGGGACUCAAAGAUAUCAAACCAUUUAGAGUGGACAAUGUAUUUUAGAGCCAUUUUCAAUAUUAAAAUUUUUCCACUAUUUCUCUUUUUUCUAUUAGAGAAUAAAAUUUUAUAUGU
Messenger RNA from Physeter macrocephalus (sperm whale), 7116 nucleotides. RefSeq names its product coagulation factor V (gene F5). Gene Ontology annotation, cellular component: plasma membrane. NCBI's taxonomy places the organism in Eukaryota, Metazoa, Chordata, Mammalia, Artiodactyla, Physeteridae. The coding region runs from base 27 to 6974 and encodes 2315 amino acids. Gene Ontology annotation, molecular function: copper ion binding; signaling receptor activity. The record is from RefSeq and is a predicted model, not a curated record. The transcript is spliced from 25 exons. Gene Ontology annotation, biological process: blood coagulation.